Abrus precatorius (Indian licorice) is the source of this 1387-nucleotide messenger RNA. Its product is annotated as 1-aminocyclopropane-1-carboxylate oxidase homolog 1-like. The coding region runs from base 165 to 1286 and encodes 373 amino acids. NCBI's taxonomy places the organism in Eukaryota, Viridiplantae, Streptophyta, Magnoliopsida, Fabales, Fabaceae. The record is from RefSeq and is a predicted model, not a curated record. The transcript has 3 exons.
GUCUGUGGACCAUGGAAAGCAGUCACAUAGAUUAAAUAAUAAUUUUUCUUUUCUACCAUUGACUAGUAUUUGGAUUGGUUUAAAUAUAUAAUCCCACAAUAUUCUUCAGUAGUAGAAUUUCUGUUAGAAACAGCGUACGGUAUUCCUCUAGUUGUGUCUCAAAUAUGGUUGUCAAAAACACAAACCAGUUAGAGGAAUACGAUGAUUCCACCUAUGAUAGGAAAGCUGAAGUGAAAGGCUUUGAUGAUUCAAAAGCUGGUGUUAAGGGUCUUGUCGAGUCUGGAGUAACCAAGAUCCCACGCAUGUUCCAUUCUGGCAAGUUGGACAUGGUUGAAACCUUAGCCAAUGACUCCAAGUUAAGUAUCCCCAUCAUAGACCUCAAAGACAUUCACAAGAAUACAAAUAUGCAUGCAGAAGUAAUAGGCAAAAUUCAAAGUGCAUGUCAUGAGUGGGGAUUUUUCCAGGUGAUUAAUCAUGGAAUUCCAACCAGUGUCUUAGAUGAGAUGAUUGAUGGAAUUCGUAGGUUUCAUGAACAAGAUACUGAGUUAAGAAAAGAGUUAUAUUCCCGGGAUUUGAAGAAAAAAGUGUUGUAUUAUUCCAACAUUGGCUUGUAUAGCGACCAAGCUGCUAAUUGGAGAGACACAUUUGGUUUUGCUGUUGCUCCAGAUCCACCCAAACCAGAAGAAAUACCAGCAAUAUGCAGGGAUAUUGUGAUUGAAUAUUCAAAGAAAAUAAGGGAUUUGGGUUUUAUAAUCUUUGAGUUAUUGUCAGAGGCUUUAGGACUAAAUCCAUCUUACCUUAAAGAAUUGAAUUGCUCUGAAGGACAACUUAUUUUGGGUCACUACUAUCCUCCUUGCCCUGAACCUGAAUUAACUAUGGGCACUACCAAGCACACUGAUAGUAACUUCAUCACUUUACUUCUACAAGACCAACUUGGUGGCCUUCAAGUUCUUCAUGAGAAUCAAUGGGUCAAUGUUCCUCCGGUACAUGGAGCUCUUGUUGUAAACAUAGGAGAUCUUUUACAGCUUAUCACAAAUGACAGGUUUGUCAGUGUUUAUCACCGGGUCUUAUCAAGCAGCACAGGCCCAAGAAUUUCUGUAGCAAGCUUCUUUAUAAAUUCAUAUGACCCAGUUGAGGGUGCAUCAAAGGUGUAUGGGCCAAUUAAAGAACUACUUUCAGAAGAAAAUCCACCACUCUACAGGGACACUACCUUAAAAGAUUUCUUGUUACAUUAUUAUGCAAAGGGCCUUGAUGGAAACUCUUCCUUGGAUCCCUUCAGGUUGUGAACUGACCAUGCGAAUGCCCUCUUAAUUCUCAUGGAUCUGGCACUAAUUUAUCUAAAUAACCAGCCAGUUUCUUGUUUUCCAUGUUUAGCAACCUUUAUAUA